GCUAGACUUCUUUAGAGCCUUUAAUUCAAAGAAAAAACGUCCGUUUUUUGAAUUAAGUACCUUACUUUUGUCAAACCAUGAGAUUUCUGAUUGUUUUCAUUGCCAUCUUUGCCUUAUGUUCAACGGCUCAAGGUAUGCUUGGCUUGGAAUACGGAGCUGGUCUUGAAAAACUUAAAGGACUUUAUGGUUUAGAAUUAAAGAAACUUGGAGCUGAGAAGGCGAUAGCAUGGCCCUACCUGUAUUAUUAUCCACUUCUCAUGAAGGAAAAAGAGCAUGAGAUUGGCAUUGGAAAAGAGAUAGGUCUAGAAAAAUCAGGACAUGAAAUCGGAAUAGGAAAAGAGCUGGGUCAUGAAAAAGGAUUGGAAUAUGGAAAGAAAUUUUACUAGAAUAUGAGAUUUAGUGGAUAUUUCAAGUUUCUUUUGGAAAAGAAAGUAUUAUAUGCAUCAUAGAAAUGAUAUCCUACCAUAUGAAAACGAUUUAUCUGCUUUUGCGCAUUUGCUAUGUAAUAUUUUAUUAUAUUUUUAUGAACAAUAAAAUGUCUUACUUUUCUUAAA
Argiope bruennichi is the source of this 554-nucleotide messenger RNA. RefSeq lists its product as uncharacterized. The transcript is spliced from 3 exons. NCBI's taxonomy places the organism in Eukaryota, Metazoa, Arthropoda, Arachnida, Araneae, Araneidae. The coding region runs from base 78 to 386 and encodes 102 amino acids. The record is from RefSeq and is a predicted model, not a curated record.